Messenger RNA from Zerene cesonia (dogface butterfly), 44570 nucleotides. Its product is annotated as titin. The record is from RefSeq and is a predicted model, not a curated record. Gene Ontology annotation, molecular function: protein binding. Lineage: Eukaryota; Metazoa; Arthropoda; Insecta; Lepidoptera; Pieridae. The transcript has 48 exons. The coding region runs from base 246 to 44249 and encodes 14667 amino acids.
GCGCUAGCGCAGCGGCCGAUUCGACGGUUCCGCACUACCCGCUAACUAUUCGCAAUCGACCGACGUCUUGGUUGUUGGACUGGGAUAUAAUGACUUGACUUCUGCUAAAUGAACCCGUGGACUAGUUUAAGUUUAUCGCAGUGGCGUAUUUAUUUAAUAUUGAGCGAGCGCCGAAGCGAACGCUUUUAUAAGGACCGUUAGCGUCGAGUGAGAGUUUUUUCGUGCAUUGUGGCUGCGGUGGCGUAAUGGAGAAGCAGUCGAGGUGGUCGGAGCAGCGCUCCGAGCAGCGAGUGACCUCCGAGCGGCGCGAGCAAGUCGUGCAGCAGCAGGAGCGCGUGCAGCGCACGCAGCACUACACCCACCAGAUGCUCACGCAGCAAGUGGGCGGCAAUGUUGGCGGCCAUAUACCCAUCACAUCAGGCAGGCCUGGGGAUCCGUCUCCGCCUAUCUUUGAACAAAUAUUUAAGAAUGCGAGAUUUGCACAGGGCGGUAAUGCCAAGUUUGAAGGGAAACUUAGAGGUAAUCCUACUCCAGUUGUAUCGUGGACCAGAAAGAAAGCACCUUUAGUAGAAUGUAACAAGUAUAGUAUGAGUUAUAAUGAACAAACUGGUGAUGUUUCUCUUUUAAUUAAGCAAAUCGGCCCAGGUGAUGAAGGAGAAUAUACUUGCACAGCUCGCAAUCAAUAUGGAGAAGCUAUUUGUUCUGUAUAUAUUCAACCCGAGGGUGUUCCUGUACCCGCGCAGCAAGCAUCGCAACAGCAAAGCUACAGACACGUCAGUGAGAGUGUGGAACACAAAUCGUAUGGAACCCAUGAUUUUACGACCGAACAAUCACGACAGUCGCAGAAAUACGCUUACUCGAAUGGUACAGAUUAUUCAUCUACAGAAGACUUCAAAGUUGAUACAUUUGAAUACAGACUAUUAAGAGAAGUAUCAUUUCGAGAAACCAUUACAAAGAGAUAUGUAGGAGAGAGUGAUAUACAAGUCAGUACAGAAAUCGACAAAUCAUUAGGACCUGUGUCACCGCCUAAAAUUUCUCAGAAACCAAGAAAUUCUAAGCUUCAAGAAGGAACCGAUGCUCAGUUCCAAGUUCAGCUAUCUGGCAAUCCUAGACCACGUGUAACGUGGUUUAAGAAUGGUCAAAGAUUGGUUAAUUCCACCAAGCAUAAUAUAAUAAACACCAAUAAUCAAACUAUACUUAGAAUACGAAAUGUGCAAAAGUCCGAUUGUGGUCAUUACACUCUCCUGGCUGAAAAUCCAAAUGGAUGUAUAGUUUCAUCUGCGUAUCUUGCUGUUGAAUCACCUCAAGAAACAUACGUUCAAGAUCAGAAAUCUCAGUAUAUAACGGAUUCCCAACAAAUUGAGACUGAAAGAAUAGAAAUAAGUGAAAAAGCUCUCGCUCCGCAAUUUGUUAAAGUCUGCCAAGACCGCGAUGUCACAGAAGGCAAAAUGACGCGAUUCGAUUGCCGCGUCACAGGCAGACCUUAUCCAGAAGUCACGUGGUUCAUUAAUGAUAAACAAAUCCGAGAUGAUUAUAAUCAUAAAAUUCUAGUUAACGAAUCUGGUAAUCAUGCCCUUAUGAUUACCAAUGUCAACCUGAGUGAUUGUGGUGUAGUAACGUGUAUUGCAAGAAAUAAAAGUGGCGAAACUUCUUUCCAGUGUAAAUUAAAUGUUAUAGAGAAGGAGCAGGUAGUUGCACCUAUGUUCGUGGAACGGUUCACCACUUUGAGUGUACGUGAGGGUGAGCCAGUAUUAUUGAAUGCGCGUGCCGUCGGCACGCCUACACCUCGAAUCACAUGGCAGAAGGACGGUGUUCCGAUUAUACCCAAUCCAGAUUUACGAAUUAAUACCGAAGGUGGGGCCUCGACAUUGGACAUUCCGCGAGCCAAGGCGUCGGAUGCGGCGUGGUAUCAGUGCACGGCUCAGAAUGUCGCAGGUUCCACAGCUACUCGGGCGAGGCUUUAUGUCGAAGUACCAAAGGAGCCUCCGCCUGAGCAAAAACGUUUGCACUUACCACGGCCUACAAAGAUUAUCGAGCCAGAACCCGCACCAGGUCCAGAGAUCAUAUAUUUAAGGCACGUGGAAAGAGCACGACCAUAUGUUCCUCCUGGUGAGGAAGAUCGAAUUUAUCCUCCACCACAGUUUAUUGUGCCCCUGAGAAGCGUGACACAAACUGAAGGUGGAAAGAUACACUUUGAGACGAGAAUAGAACCUGUGGGCGAUCCUACUAUGAAGAUAGAAUGGUUAAGGAAUGGUCAAAGUAUAGAAGCAAGUUCCAGGUUCACAUCAAUCUUCAGAUUUGGUUACAUAUCCCUUGAUAUGCUCAGUUUGAACAUUCAAGACAGUGGUGAAUAUACUUGUAGAGCGGUAAGCGCCACAGGUACUGCAGAAACAAAGGCUAUGUUGCAAGUCACACCUAGAGCUACAAUUGAAAGGUCUAGUCAGCACCCUGAAAGUCUACAAUACAUUCAACAGCUAGAAGAUUAUUCCAAAUAUCAACAUCAAGAAUCCAUUGAGGAACAAAUUUCACAACGGCCACAAUUUAUAAGGCCACUUCAAGACCUUGGAGAACUUCAGGAAGGCCGGAAUGCUCAUUUUGAAGCCCAGCUUACCCCUGUCAGUGAUCCAACUAUGCGAGUUGAAUGGUAUAAAGAUGGUAAAUCUAUCACAGCUAGCUCGCGAAUCACAGCAAUCUUCAACUUCGGAUACGUCUCCCUUAACAUCAUGCACCUACGGGUUGAAGAUGCAGGUUCGUACACAGUUAGAGCUGUGAAUAAACUUGGUGAAGCCAUCAGUACUGCAUCGAUCAGGGUUGCAGCAAGAAGCACCGUUACAGAGGAUCUUGGAAUCCCCGAACAGAGAAGAUACAUAGAAAAAGCUGAGCAGUUGGAAGCUUAUCAGCAGAAACAACAUCAGAGAUAUUACCAAGAAGUACCUGAAAGUACCCAGCGACCAGAGUUUAAAACUCCAAUUAAAGACCAGAUAAACAUUAAAGAAGGUGGUUUCGCCCACUUUGAAGCUCGUCUCGAACCAGUUGGAGAUUCUACUUUGAGAGUGGAGUGGUUGAAGGAUGGACGCCCCGUAGAGGCAAGUUCAAGAAUAACAACAUUCUUUAAUUUUGGCUAUGUUGCUCUCACAAUCAAAUCUGUAACUGUACACGACGCUGGUAAUUAUACAUGCAGAGCUUACAAUGCUUUAGGACAAGCAACGACCAGUGCAAACUUAACAAUUGUUACUAAAAAAGAUAUUAUAGCCGAAUCACAGCACCCCGGAGGCUUGGAAAAAAUUCAAUACUUGGAAGAUUCAAGCAGAUAUGCCAAGAGAUCGGAGGAGGAAGUCAGAGUUACACAAAAGCCUAGAUUCUUAGGUCCACUAAAAGGAACAAAUAAGAUUGUUGAAGGACAAAGCGCUCACUUCGAAGCAAGAGUAGAACCACAAAGCGAUUUAACCAUGACCGUUGAGUGGUAUUUUAAUGGAAAACAAAUUAAGUCGGCUAAUCGUAUUCAGACUUACCAUGACUUUGGAUACGUUGCAUUAGAUCUAACUAAUGUGAGAGCAGAAGAUGCUGGUGUAUACACUGUAGUUGCUAGAAAUGCUGCAGGAGAAGCACAGCUAAGCGCAAAUAUGAUUGUUGAAACACGAUCCAGCAUCGACACAUCCAGCAUACAUCGUGGCUUAUACGAAAAAACACGUCAAAUGGAAGAAUCUAAAUUUGUUGAGCCAAUGUAUCACAUUGAAGAAAUCUCAAAAUCUAAGCCGGUAUUUGUACAGCCAUUGUCAGACCCUAAACCGAUAUCAGAAGGAAAGAAUAUUCAUCUGGAGUGUCGCCUCGAACCGAUGGGUGAUCCUACAAUGAGAGUUGAAUGGUAUCACAACGGAAGAGCCGUGACUGUAGGCUCACGUUUCAGAACAUACUACGAUUUUGGUUUCGUAGCUCUUGAUAUUAUCCAUGCUACCUCGGCUGAUUCCGGUGAAUAUACCGUAAGAGCAGUUAAUCAUUUGGGAUCGGCACAUACAUCUGCGAUGGUUCGAGUAAUUGAAAGAUCAGACAUUGUGACAGACACUCAGAAUGAACAAGCCGUUGAACAAAUUCAAAUACUAGAAGACGCUGCUCGUCGAAGCAAACAAGUACAGGAGGAUAUAACAGUUAUGCAAGCUCCACAGUUCUCAAGAGCUUUACAUAAUAUUGAAACUGUGGAGGGCACUAAUGUACACUUAGAAUGUCGAUUGCAACCAGUAGGAGACCCAACUAUGAAAGUAGACUGGUUCUGUAAUGGAAGGCCAAUAAAGACGGGUCAUAGAUUCAGACCCGCUUAUGAAUUUGAUUAUGUUGCACUCGAUCUUUUGAGUGUAUAUCCAGAGGACUCCGGAGUUUAUACUUGCCAAGCAACUAACCAACUUGGCGAAGCUGUUACCUCUUGCGCUCUACGCGUUAUGGCAAAGAAGGAUUUAAUUUUUGAAUCUCAACAUCCCUCCGGUUUAGAGAAGAUUCAAUAUUUAGAAGAUGCUUCCCGGUACAAAAAAUCGGAAGUUAUUGAUGAAUCUAUUCACAUUAAGCCAAGAUUUGUGACUAAACCUAAAUCAAUUGAAAAUGUCAAAGAAAGACAACAUGUACAUUUUGAAUGUAAACUCGAACCCGUUACUGAUCCAAACUUAAAAGUGGAAUGGUUUAAGAAUGGCCAACCAGUAGCAAUAGGUCACAGAUUUAGACCUAUUCAUGACUUUGGAUAUGUCGCUCUAGACAUAAUUGAUUUGAUAGCUGAGGAUUCAGGCAUUUAUACAUGCAGAGCCGUUAACCUUCUCGGUACUGACGAAGUUAGUUGCCGAUUGACUUGCCGUGAAACCGCUGAUAUUAUUCGCGGCACACAAAAUGAAGCAGGCCUUGAACAAAUUCAGGUACUCGAAGAUAGAUCGAGGUAUCAAAGAACUGAUUUUGUCGAUGAAGUGACUACCCAGGCACCAAUAUUCACAACAUCUCUGAAAAAUAUUGAAAUUAAAGAAGGUCAGAGAGCUCAUUUCGAAUGUAGACUAAUUCCCGUUUCUGAUGCUACAAUGAAAGUCGAAUGGUAUCACAAUAACAAACCCCUCAAGAGUGGCUCAAGAUUUACAGAAACUAAUAACUUUGGUUUCGUAGCGCUUGACAUUAUGUCUUGUUUGCCUGAAGAUUCAGGAACAUAUACUUGUAGAGCCAUCAAUGCUCUGGGAGAAGCUGUAACUUCGGCAACAGCGGUCGUUCAUUCAAAGAAAUCUAUUUACUUGGAGAGUCAGCAUGAGGAGGCCUUACCGAGAUUAAAUCAACUUGAGGAUGCUUCGCGACACCAAAGACCCAGUGCUCCAGAUGACGUUAUAAAUCAGGCUCCAGUAUUUACUAUGCCUAUGCGUGAUAUAAGAGUUGCGGAAAAUCAGGCAGCUCACUUUGAAGCUAGAUUAAUACCUGUUGGAGAUCCGCGAUUGAAGGUUGAAUGGCUUCGUAACGGCGUACCCGUCGCAGCAUCAAAUCGCAUUACAACUAUGCAUGAUUUUGGUUAUGUUGCUCUUAACAUGAAGUACGCAAAUCCUGAAGAUUCAGGAACAUACACUUGUCGCGCGGUAAAUGAGUUAGGCCAAGCUGUAACAUCGUCAACCUUAUUUGUACAAUCCAAAGCAUCGCUUCUACUGGAUUCCCAAAAUCAAGCCGCAUUACAAAAAAUACGUCAACUAGAAGAUACUUCUAGAUACCAACGCAAGGAAGACGUUGAAGUUGCAGUUAAUCAAGCUCCACGCUUUGUUACUCAACUGAAUGGUCCCUCUAAACUCGUGGAAGGACAAAGUGCGCAUUAUGAAUGCCGAAUUGAACCUUACCCUGAUCCAACAAUGCGUGUAGAAUGGUAUUUCAACGGAAAAGUUCUCCAAAGUGGCCAUCGUUACCGCACCGCGUUUGAUUUUGGUUUUGCGGCCCUCGACAUCUUAACCGUAUACGGAGAGGACUCGGGCGAAUACACCUGCAAAGUAAUCAAUAAUUUAGGACAAGCAACAUCGUCUAUUAACUUAAACGUUCAAUCCAAAGAAUCAAUUAUCAGAGAUACUCAACAUGAGAGUGCAUUGGAAAAGAUUCAUUAUUUGGAAGACGAUAGCAGAUACAAGAAAGUUGUACAUGAUGAAAGUUUCAUUGCUGAAAAGCCUCAAUUUGGUAAACCUAUUAAGAGUGUUGAGGCACCUGAAGGUCAGCCAAUUCAUUUAGAGGCAACAUUAACUCCUGUUAAUGAUCCUACAAUGCGUGUUGAAUGGUACUGCAAUGGCCGUCCGAUACAACAAGGACAUAGAUUCAAAACCACUUACGACUUUGGAUACGUCGCUUUAGAUGUAUUGUAUGCCUACGCUGAAGAUUCAGGCACAUACAUGUGCAAAGCUACUAAUGCAGUCGGUGAAGCUGUUACCACAAGCUCAGUCAAAGUAGACGCCAAAGCUGGACUCUACCUUGAUACUAUGGAUGAACAACGUUUAAGAAAAAUUCAAGAGCUUGAAAGGUUCGAAAGACCUAAGCCCGUCGAAGAAGAAAAGCCUGGUCAGAGGCCAGUUUUCCUUACACCAUUGACUAACCUUGAAAAUUUGAAGGAAGGUGAUCAUGCUCACUUUGAAUGCAGAGUAGAACCAAUUAAUGACCCAGACUUAAAAAUAGAAUGGUUCCUUAACGGACAGAGAAUCAAGACUGGUCACAGAUUCAGGACAACACAUGAUUUUGGCUAUGUUGCCUUGGACAUAUUAUACACAUAUGCAGAAGAUUCUGGAACUUAUAUGUGUAAGGCCACUAACAAACUUGGAGAGGCAGUUAAUACGUGCACGUUGAAGGUUGCAGGGCACAGAAAUAUUAUUUUGGACACACAUCAUCCUAAUGGCCUUGAAAAAAUAAGACAAUUGGAAUCACAAGGUCAUCCAUCAAGAAUAGAAGUUGAAGAACCAAAGGUCUUUGCGCCCAGGUUCGUUACGGAGCUUAGAGGAACAACGCAUGUGUUUGAAGGUCAAACCGCACACUUCGAAUGCCAAGUCGAACCUGUUCAUGAUCCUAACCUGCGUAUAGAAUUUUACCACAAUGGCAAAGCCCUGCAAUCUGCGUCACGAUUCCAUAUCACUUUUGAUUUUGGUUACGUGUCAUUGGAUAUUCAACACUGUGUACCGGAGGAUGCUGGUGAAUAUUCAGUGAAAGCAAUUAAUGCACUGGGUCAAUGUACUUCUUCUAUAUCCAUGACUGUAACCGCAAAAGGCAGUAUUAUUUCGGAAUCUCAACGUCCAGAAGGAUUAGAAAAGAUUCGAGAACUCGAAUCAGCUGAACCAUUUAAGCGGCCAGAGAUACCAGAUACUGUUACCAGGCAAAGGCCUGUUUUCACUCAGCCACUUCAAAAUAUCGACAAUAUUCAGGAAGGUCAAACAGCACAUUUAGAUUGUAGACUUAUUCCUGUCGGAGAUCCUACCCUUAAGGUGGAAUGGUUCAGAAAUGAGAAAUUAAUUGAAGACAGUUCUCGUAUUACUAAAACUAAUGACUUUGGUUAUGUAUCCAUGACUAUUUCUCAUGUACGUGAUGAAGACGAAGGUGUUUAUAUGUGCAGAGCAUCAAAUUUGCUUGGUGAAGCCGUGACAACAGCAGCAAUGAAAAUAAAAACGAAAGCAGCUAUUCAAUUAGAAACACAACAUCCGGAAGGAAUGAAAAAGAUACAAAAAUUGGAAGAACCUCAUGCCAAAAAGGCUGAUGAACCAGAGCGAGAAUUUGAGAAACCCAUAUUCACUCAAGUUCUUACGGGACCUUCUGAGUUAUGGGAAGGACAGCACGCUCACUAUGAAGCCCGCGUUGUCCCAGUUGGUGACCCAAGUCUACGAUUUGAAUGGUACAUUAAUGGAGUCGAACUUAAAAUGGGUUCAAGAUUCCGUACUACACAUGAUUUCGGCUUUGUUACACUAGAUAUCAAUUCAGUUGUAGCAGACGAUGCUGGUUUGUAUAUGUGCAAAGCUAUUAAUAAGGCCGGUAGCACUGUCUCGUCAACCUCAUUGAAAGUUAAAACCAAGUCGACUAUUAUUGACCAGGCAAUGAGACCCGAGUCCUGGGAAAAAAUUCAACUUAAAGAAGCUUCUAUGAAUCAAGUUCCAGACAGAUUCGUUGAUUUGGGCGUACAGCAAGCUCCCAUAUUUACUACCCAUCUUCAGAGCUACGACAAACUCGUUGAAGGACAACAUGUGUACUUGGAAGCCCAAGUUGAGCCUCGCACAGAUCCUCAUCUGAGAAUAGAGUGGUUCAAGAAUGGAGUGUCAUUAACAACCGGAUCAAGAAUUAAGAGCACUUUCGACUUUGGUUUAGUUACACUUUCAAUAAACGGCUUGAGGCAUGAUGACUCUGGUAUCUAUACAUGCAAAGCUGUUAAUCAAAUGGGAGAAGCUGUUUCAACGGCUUCGAUAAAAAUAGAAGACCGUCACUGGUUGUUGGGAGAAUCAUUACAUCCUGAAUCACUCGAUCGCAUCGGUGCUUUAGAGCAACCUAAACCAACAAAACCAGACGCACCGGAACCCGUAUAUGAGACACCUGUCUUCAUUUCACAUUUGAACAACAUUGUUUGUAAAGAAGGGGAUAACAUACACUUUGAAUGUAAUGUUGAGCCUUCUAGAGAUCCUACACUCAAAAUUGAAUGGUUCUUUAAUAACAAACCCUUACCAUCAGGUACAAGAUAUAAGAGUACUCAUGAUUUUAGUUAUGUGUCGUUGGAUAUAAUGCAUACUUAUGAAGAAGACUCUGGAAUAUACACCUGCAAGGCUACUAAUAGCAAAGGAUCCGCUACAACAUCAGGUUCAUUAAGAUGUACUGGUGAUAAGCAUAUCUAUUUAGACACUCAACACCCACAAGGUAAAGCUGGCUUAGAAGCAGUAGAACAGGCUGAAGAAGCUAGAUUAUCUAAAAACAGACGGUCAUCUGUUCCGGACGCUGAAUAUCCUAAGCCUGAAUGGGUGAUCCCAGUUGUGGCAGAAUGCCAAUUAAUUGAAGGACAACCCUUACAUUUGGAAGGACAAGUUGAACCUAAAAAUGAUCCUGACUUAAAGAUAGAAUGGUACUUUAAUGGUAAAGUUUUAGAACAUGGGUCAAGAUUUAAACUUGCAAGUGAUUUUGGCUUUGUCACUCUGGAUGUGACAGAUGUCUAUGAAAGAGAUAGCGGUAUUUAUACCUGCAAAGCAUACAAUAAGAGAGGUGAAGCAUUUACCUCUUCAACUAUUUACUGCAGUAGUAAAGAAAACCUCAUUGAACGCACACAACAUCCUAAAGGAAAAGAGGGCUUGGAAAAAAUACAAAAUCUUGAGGACUCUCUUCGCAAAGAGCCCGCGCAAAAGCCCGAUGAUGAUACCGGAAGGCCACCUGAGUUCACAACCGUAUUCCAGGACAUUGUUGACAUUAGCGAAGGUCAAAUUGCUCAUUAUGACGCCUCUCUCAUACCAACUGGAGAUCAAACAAUGGUAAUUGAAUGGUUCUACAAUGGAAAGACAAUAGAAGCUAGUCACCGUAUUCGUACUGUGUAUGCAUUUGGUAUGGUUGUUCUUGAAAUUCUUGGUACGAAGACUUCAGACUCGGGCAUAUAUUCUUGUCGCGCAACCAAUAAAUGGGGACAAGCUGAAAUUAGUGUGAAAUUGGAAUGUGUUGAUAAAAGCAAAGGCCAAAAACCGAGGUUUACGACACACAUUCAAAAUAUUGAAGGCCUCAAAGAUGGUCAAUCAGCUCACUUUGAAUGCACAGUGGUUCCUGUUGACGAUCCUGACAUGAAAAUCGAAUGGUACCACAAUGGUCAACCAAUGCGUCAUUCGAACAGAAUAAAAACAAUUUCCGACUUUGGUUUUGUAGUACUUGAUAUUGCUUAUACUCAAAACCAUGAUUCGGGUGAGUAUGUAUGUCGGGCAUACAACAAGUAUGGAGAAGAUUUCACGAAAGCAACUAUAAAUUGUUACGGAAGAGGUGGAGUUUACUCCGACAGCCUCCAACCUGAUUCAUUGGCCAAAAUAAGAGAACUAGAGAGCUUGCAAGGUCUUCAACAUCAAGCUCCAGCUCCAGCAUCAGCAGUUCCACCACAAUUUAUCACACAAAUUCAGGACGUGACAAAAUUAGUAGAAGGUCAGAGUGCGCAUUUCGAAGCAAGAUUAGUACCAGUGGAUGACCCAGACCUUAAGGUUGAAUGGUUCUAUAAUGGAAAGAAACUACCGCAUGGCCACAGAUACAGGACGUUCCACGAUUUCGGAAUCGUUAUCCUUGAUAUACUCUAUUGCUACGAAGAAAAUUCUGGUGAAUAUGAAUGUGUUGCUACAAACAAACUGGGAAGAGAUUCUACGAAAGCAACGCUUAAGUGCACAUCAAAGGAAAAUUUGAUUCUGGACUCGCAACUGCCGCGGGGCAUGGAAGGGGGACUGGAAAAAUUGCAAACGCUUGAAGAUUCGAUGGUACGAAGGAAGGAUGUCGAGGUUACAGAAACACGUGGCAAGGCACCUGUAUUUACAGUGCCUUUGUCAAAUAUUGAAAAUCUGAGAGAAGGUGAAAAUGCUCACUUUGAAGCUCGUCUUACACCAACUGAUGAUCCCAACCUUAAAGUGGAAUGGUAUUGGAACGGCAAGUCAUUGAAGGCUGGAUCUAGGUUCCGUACGUUCUGCGACUUUGGCUUCGUAAUUCUUGAAAUAUCGCCGACUUAUCCAGAAGACUCUGGUGAAUAUAUGUGCAGAGCAUAUAACAACUAUGGUGAAGCCGUUACUACAGCUACUAUGAAAGUACAAGGCAAGAGGAACAUUAUCUUGGAGUCUCAAUUACCCAAAGGUAUGGAAGGUACCAUUGAUAAAAUUGCUGCACUGGAAGGAUAUACUGGUACAGUAGAUGCCUUAUCACCAGAAGUAGAAAGUGGAAACCCACCUGAAUUCGUUACGACGCCAUCUGAUCUUAUUCUGUCAGAAAAUUCUUCAGCCCACUUUGAAUGCCGUUUGAUUCCAGUAAACGACUCUAGUAUGAGAGUAGAGUGGUUCCACAAUGGAAAAGCUCUUCUUACUGGAUCCAGAGUUAAGACUAUAAAUGACUUUGGCUUCGUUAUAUUAGAAAUAGGAGGUGUUUAUCAACGCGAUGCUGGUCUUUAUACCUGUAAAGCAACAAAUCGUCAUGGUGAAGCUACUGUAUCAUGUAAGCUUCAAGUUAAAGGCAGACAAGGCAUUAUCUUAGAGCCUCAACUACCAUCACAAUUCAAGUCCGGUACCGAAAGCAUUCAAAAACUGGAAGAAACUUUGCAUAAGCGUGAAGAGAUAACAAUCGAAGACGAAAAACCCAAUCCUCCAAGAUUUACUGUUGAAAUAAAGGAUAAUCUUGAUGUGGUUGAAGGUGGACCUAUCCACUUUGAUUGCCGCGUAGAACCUGUUGGUGAUCCAACAAUGAGGAUAGAUUGGUUCCAUAACGGAAGGCCAUUUGCAACAGGAUCUCGUGUACAUAUGUUGAAUGACUUUGGCUUUAUUGCUCUCGACAUUGAUUACAUAUAUGCUAGAGAUGCAGGAGAAUACACAUGUCGGGCAACUAAUAAAUGGGGUUCAGCUACAACAACGGCUAAAAUUACUUGCAGCACUAAACGUGAUAUCAUUUUUGAAUCACAAUUACCCCAAGGAAUGAGUGGUGAGAAAAUCAAGGAGCUCGAAAGGGGUCGUGUAAGUGACGCUCCUAAAGAAGAUGCCGUCAUAAGCAGUCCUCCUAAAUUCAUCACUCAAAUUCAGUCGCACACAAUUGAAGAAUCUGAAUCAGUUCGUUUCGAAUGCCGUGUAGAGCCAAAAGAGGAUCCCAAACUGCGCAUAGAAUGGUACAGAAAUGGAAAACUGUUGCCAUCUGGUCACCGUUUCCGUACAGUUUACGACAUGGGCUUUGUUUCUUUAGACAUAUUAUAUGUUUAUUCUGAAGAUUCCGGUGAAUACGUUUGCCGCGCCGUGAAUGACUUUGGAGAAGAUUUCACGAAGGCUACUGUUUCUUGCAAACGUUUACCCGAUAUCAUACUACAAAAUCAAGUGCCAAGAGGAAUGAAGAAAUCAGAGGCAUUGACACAGAUGGAAGCUACUAUCAAGAAAUAUACAUCAGAAGUAUUCUUAACUGAAGAUGAUCUGUAUGAUGCAGACAAAAAGCAACCACCACGUUUUGUCACGCAAAUACAAAGCCAAACAAAUUUGGUUGAAAUGGAAUGUACCAAAUUUGAGUGCCAGCUAGCUCCUGUUGGUGAUCCUAACAUGAAAGUGGAGUGGUUUUUCAAUGGCAAACCUUUGUUACACAAAAACCGUUUCACACCCAUCUACGACUUUGGAUAUGUUGCAAUGAACUUCGGCUGGGUAUACCCAGAGGACAGUGGUGAAUAUCUUUGCCGUGCAACAAAUCUUUACGGUAUGGACGAAACAAAGGCAAUUAUAAAGACUACAGGAAAACCGGGUAUCGUCUAUGAUUCCCAAUUGCCCAAACAUAUGAAGAGUAUCGAAAAGAUCAGGGAAAUGGAAGCAGCAUGGCAGGCGGUGCCUGAUCGACCUGGAGAAGAAGUCAAGGAACGUGUUCCACCUGUAUUUGUCAGUCGCCCUGAACCAGUGACAGUGGAAGAAGGAGAGUGGGCAAGAUUCUGCUGUCGCGUUACUGGUCAUCCAAAACCACGUGUCAUGUGGCUUAUUAAUGGAAAUACUAUUGUCAACGGUUCUAGGUACAAACUCACAUACGAUGGAAUGUACCAUUUCGACAUACCUAAAACAAGACAGUAUGAUACUGGCAAAAUUGAAGUAAUCGCUAGAAGUUCAGUAGGCGAGGCUUUAGCAACGACCGAAUUGAAAGUUAUUCCGAGACACGACGAUUAUAGAAGUGUACUGAAGAACGCGCCAAGACCUUGGUAUGAUGAAACAACGCAGUUCCAACGUUCUGAAACAGAAUUGGAAAAAACAUUUGAGGAAAGGCAAACAUUACAACGCAAAGGUGUGAUUGAUCAUAGACCGGAGCUGAAGCCUAAGGUUAUCAAAGAACCAGAAACUGAAUGGCAGCAAACUGUUAAGAAGAAGAAGAGCGAAGAAUAUUACAACAAACUUCAAGAGUUGGAAAAUGAACAAAUUGUCAAAGAAAGUCGUAUGAGGGAAUCUUCUCAUCAAUACGCUGUACCUGGAGAAAAAGUAACCAGCUCCUCACUUGCUAGAAGCAUGGCACAGAAGUAUGAAGAUAAUUUGGAAACUACAGAAGAAGUAACGGAAACCAAGCAAACCCAGAAGAAAGUACAAAAGCCCCGAAUUCCCGAUCCACUGGAAUCAACAGUUCAUGGAAAGGAAGUACAUGUUGCAAAACAAAAACAGAUUCAAAAGGAAGUGGUGGGUGAUACUGAAAUAACUCGCAAGAUCACUUCAACAGAAACUACGGAAGUAGAACAUAAAGCGCAAACACAGGAAAGGGUAGUUGAGGGACCAGUCAAGCCCUCCACGCCGCCUGUAUUUACAAAGAAAAUGCAACCAUGCCGUGCCUUUGAACAUGAACAAGCAAGAUUCGAAGUUGAGUUUGACGGUGAUCCAUUGCCAACAAUCAAAUGGUAUAGAGAAAACUUCCCGAUUAAGAACUCGCCUGACUUCCAGAUUCACACUUUCAGCACUAAGUCUAUUCUCAUAAUAAGACAAGUAUUUGUUGAGGACUCUGCUGUGUUCGCUGCUGUGGCUGAGAACAGGGGUGGUACUGCAAAAUGUAGUGCUAACUUGGUUGUAGAGGAGCGCAGACGUCAGGGCAGGGGAGGAGUUAUACCACCCAGCUUCACCUUGACAGCGCAAAAUGUUAAUGUUACUGCUGGACAGCUUGUAAGAUUUGACACUAAAGUUACAGGAACGAAACCUGUUGAUGUAUACUGGCUUAAAAAUGGAAAGAAAGUACAACCUGAUAUAAGAAAUAAGAUUCUCGAAGAAGACGGUACAAACACACUUCUUAUUCUGGAAGCAUACCCGCAGGACUCUGGAAAAUAUGAAUGUGUUGCUAUUAAUAGCGCUGGUGAAGCAAGAUGCGACGCAGAAUGUGUCGUUAAUGCCCCUGCAACCAAAGAGAAACCGAAGCCCCAAACAAAAGCAGCAAAUGCGCCACCAGAAAUUAUUGAACCACUCAAAGACCGAGUAGUAACAGAAGGUCAGGCCAUUGAAUUUAGUUGUAAAAUUGUGGGCAAGCCGACGCCAACCGUCCAAUGGUAUAAAGGAGAUAAGUUGAUAAAGCCUUCAAAAUACUUCCAAAUGUCGCGGGCGGCUGAUGACUACACUCUACGCAUAUCGGAAGCUUUCCCAGAAGAUGAGGGAGAUUAUAAAUGUGUUGCAUACAACUCAGCUGGCCGAGUAACCGUAGCUGCUAAGCUGAAAGUAACACAGCCCGAUCAGGCUGAUAAUUUGCCCACUCUGACACCACUACGAGAUGUCGUUGUUUACGAAGGCCAACCGGCACAGUUCAAGACUCUCAUAACCAGCAAAGUGAAACCUACCAUUCAAUGGCUCCGAGAAGGCGCUCUGAUUCCGGAAACUCCCGACUUCCAAAUGAUCCACGAAGGUAACAACGCGGUGUUGUUGAUUGGCAACACCUACGAAGAAGAUACUGGUAUUUUCACCUGCCGUGCUACCACGGUCGCUGGCCAAGUGGAGACCUCUGCUAAACUAGUCGUCAAAAAAUCUCUUAAAGUCUCCAAGAAAACUACAUAUCAAGGUAUUACAGAUAAAAAGGAUGAAACUGCAAGUGUGGCUGAAAUUUCAAAUCGUAUAAUUCAAUCAAGCACUGAAGAAUCAAGUAUUUUAAGGGUUGAUAAUGUUCAAGACAUUCAAGCAAAACAGAUAGCAAGAGUACCAUGGCGAACAAGUGUAAAUGAAAGACAUGUAAAGGAUGAGGAAGUUCUUGAAACAAAGCACUGGAGAAAGAGCAAAGAUUCCAAUAUAUCUUAUGAUACAUUGAGGUCAACAGAGGAUUCAAACAUCCUUCAUAUAGAUCAAACUGAAACAUGGAACAAAAGUGAAACUAGGGUAGACGAUAAACAUUGGCGUAAACGAAGAGAUGAUAAACAUAAGGAAGUUCAAAGGGUCUAUGAGACAGAAGACAGUACUAUUAUAAAUUUAGCCCAAUCAGAAGAUUCUUUAUCUGUAAAGAAAGAUAUCAAUGUUAUCAAAGAUCAGUCCGAUGUCAGUCCUCGUACUAUUAAAGAAAGCGUACCUUGGACACAGGAGGCAAUAAAAUUAAGACCAACAAAGACAGAUAAAUCUCCAAAACCGAAAGAACAAUUAGAAAAAGUCCACUUAAAAUCAUUACAAAAGAAAUUAUUUGAUAAUGUAGAGACAGUAGUAAUUGAUGAAAGUGUUACCUCAGAAGAAAAUACUAUAAUUUUAAAAGUUGUCGAAGAAGGAGAAACAAUACAGAACAACAUUAAUGAUGAAAGUAAAGUAAAAUACGACAAGUCACAAGACGAAGAAAAACAUCAGCAAGUUGAGUUAAAAUCAGUAAGGCGUGAAAAAGAAAAACAUGAUGAAAAAAAUCAAACAAAAGAAGUAUCGUGGCGUACCGGUAAACGCAAGCCAAAGGAAAAAGAACCGACAGAAGAGGUUAGUCUUAAACCAGUAUCUAGAAAGGACAUUCCAAACGAAGAAAAACCCGAAGAAGUUAUUCUUAAACCGGUUCAUAAAGAUAAAGUAAAGCCUAUCGAAGAAGACAAACCGAAUGAAGUCACCUGGCGUACCGGCAAAAGAAAGCCCAAAGAAGAACAACCUUUGGAGGACAUUAGUCUUAAGCCGAUUCCUAAAAAGGAAAAACCUGAAGAAGAAAAACCAGAAGAUUCAAAAUUGAAGCCUGUCAAGAAAGAAAAAACAACUGAUGACACUUUAUCCGAAGAUAUUAAAUGGCCGACGGGUAAACGAAAGCCUAAGGAGGAACAACCUGAAGAGGAGGUUAAACUCAAACCAAUACCUAAGAAAGAGAAGCCAGAGGAAGAGAAAACUAAAGAUGCACAGGUGCCUAAAGUGAAAGAAAAGCCUUUAGAUGAAAGUGUGCCAGAAGAAGUAACAUGGCCCAAAGGUAAAAGGCCUAAAGAAGAAAAGCCACUACAGGAGGUUGUGCUAAAACCAGUGCCCAGGGAGAAGAAGUCUCAAGAUAAAGUGGAACCUGAAAAGGUGGAUCUAAAACCAGUACGACUUGAAAAAGAAAAACCAGUUGAAGAAACUCAGCCAGAAGAAGUAACGUGGCGUACUGGCAAACGUAAGCCAAGGGAAGAGCAACCAGCAGAAGAGGUAAUUCUUAAACCUAUACCAAGAAAAGAGAGACCGGAAGAAGAAAAAUCGGAGGAAGUUCACCUUAAACCAGUUCGAAAAGAUAUAAAGCCCGUUGAAGAGGACAAGCCAGAAGUAUCGUGGCGUACUGGUAAAAGAAAACCAAAAGAGGAACAACCAGAAGAAGUUGUGCUUAAACCGAUACCGAAGAUGGAGAAGUCGGAAGAAGAAACUCCGAAAGAAGUAAUUCCUAAAUUGGUUCAUAAAAUUAAGCCUAUUGAAGAGGACAAAGCGGAGGAAAUCACCUGGCGUACCGGCAAAAGAAAGCCCAAAGAAGAACAACCUUUGGAGGACAUUAGUCUUAAGCCGAUUCCUAAAAAGGAAAAAUCUGACGAAGAAAAACCAGAAGAUUCAAAAUUGAAGCCUGUCAAGAAAGAAAAAACAAUUGAUGACACUUCAUCCGAAGAUAUUAAAUGGCCGACGGGUAAACGAAAACCUAAGGAGGAACAACCUGAAGAAGAGGUUAAACUCAAACCAAUACCUAAGAAAGAGAAGCCAGAGGAAGAGAAAACUAAAGAUGCGCAGGUGCCUAAAGCGAAAGAAAAGCCUUUAGAUGAAAGUGUGCCAGAAGAAAUAACUUGGCCCAAAGGUAAAAGGAAGCCUGAAGAAGAAAAGCCACUACAGGAGAUUGUGCUAAAACCAGUGCCCAGAGAGAAGAAGUCUCAAGAUAGAGUGGAACCUGAAAAGGUGGAACUAAAACCAGUAAGACUUGAAAAAGAAAAACCAGUUGAAGAAACUCAGCCAGAAGAAGUAACGUGGCGUACUGGCAAACGUAAGCCAAGGGAAGAGCAACCAGCAGAAGAGGUAAUUCUUAAACCUAUAUCAAGAAAAGAGACACCGGAAGAAGAAAAAACGGAGGAAGUUCACCUAAAACCAGUUCGAAAAGAUAAGGUAAAGCCUGUUGAAGAGGACAAGCCAGAAGAAGUAUCGUGGCGUACUGGUAAAAGAAAACCAAAAGAGGAACAACCAAUAGAAGAAGUUGUGCUCAAACCGAUAUCAAAGAUAGAGAAGUUGAAAGAAGAAACUCCGGAUGAAGACACUCCUAAAUUGGUUCAUAAAAUUAAGCCUAUUGAAGAGGACAAAGCGGAGGAAAUCACCUGGCGUACCGGCAAGAGAAAGCCCAAAGAAGAACAACCUUUGGAGGACAUUAGUCUUAAGCCGAUUCCUAAAAAGGAAAAACCUGAAGAAGAAAAACCAGAAGAAUCAAAGAUGAAGCCUGUCAAGAAAGAAAAAACAAUUGAUGACACUUCAUCCGAAGAUAUCAAAUGGCCGACGGGCAAACGAAAACCUAAAGAGGAACAACCUGAAGAGGAGGUUAAACUCAAACCAAUACCUAAGAAAGAGAAGCCAGAGGAAGAGAAAACUAAAGAUGCGCAGGUGCCUAAAGUGAAAGAAAAGCCUUUAGAUGAAAGUGUGCCAGAAGAAGUAACAUGGCCCAAAGGUAAAAGGAAGCCUGAAGAAGAAAAGCCACUACAGGAGGUUGUGCUAAAACCAGUGCCCAGAGAGAAGAAGUCUCAAGAUAGAGUGGAACCUGAAAAGGUGGAACUAAAACCAGUAAGACUUGAAAAAGAAAAACCAGUUGAAGAAACUCAGCCAGAAGAAGUAACGUGGCGUACUGGCAAACGUAAGCCAAGGGAAGAGCAACCAGCAGAAGAGGUAAUUCUUAAACCUAUAUCAAGAAAAGAGACACCGGAAGAAGAAAAAUCGGAGGAAGUUCACCUAAAACCAGUACGCAAAGAUAAGGUAAAGCCUGUUGAAGAGGACAAGCCAGAAGAAGUAUCGUGGCGUACUGGUAAAAGAAAACCAAAAGAGGAACAACCAAUAGAAGAAGUUGUGCUCAAACCGAUAUCAAAGAUAGAGAAGUCGAAAGAAGAAACUCCGGAUGAAGAAACUCCUAAAUUGGUUCAUAAAAUUAAGCCUAUUGAAGAGGACAAAGCGGAGGAAAUCACCUGGCGUACCGGCAAAAGAAAGCCCAAAGAAGAACAACCUUUGGAGGACAUUAGUCUUAAGCCGAUUCCAAGGAAAGAAAGACAGGAAGAAGAAAAACCCGACGAACUUCAACUAAAACCAGUUUCAAAAGAAAAGUUAAUUGAGGAGGUAAAGCCAGAACAAGUGUCAUGGCGUACUGGGAAAAGAAAACCAAAGGAAGAACAACCUGUGGAAGAGGUCAUACUCAAACCGGUUCCAAAGAAACAGGAAUCAGAAGAAGAGGUUAAUCAAAAACCUGCACUGAGGGCGGGGAAACCGGAAGAAGAAACACAAGAAAAAGAGCAACGUAAACCAGUUCUAAAAGACAAAGAAAAACCGGUUGAAGAGGUUAAACCAGAAGAAGUUACUUGGCGCACUAGUAAAAGAAAGCCAAAAGAAGAUCAACCUCAACAAGAAGUUAAGCUCAAACCAGUUCCUAAAAAAGAUAUAUCGGAGGACGGAAAACCGGAAGAAGUAAAACUCAAGCCCAUAAAAAAACAAAUGAUUACUGAGGAACCUUCUUCAUCUGAUGUCGAAUGGCCAACAGGUAAAAGAAAACCUAAAGAGGCACAACCAACAGAGGAAGUAAUACUGAAACCAAUACCUAAGAAAGAACAACGGAAAGAAGAUAAACCAAAAGAAGAAGUACAAGUGCUUCCAUCAAAUCAAAAGCCCAUUGAUGAAAGUAUUCCAGAAGAAAUUACUUGGCCUAAAAGUAAAAGGAGACCUAAAGCAGAACAACCAAAAGAGGAAAUUGUGCUUAAGCCAGUGCUCAGAGAAAUGAAGUCUCAACAUAAAGAGGAACCAGAAAAAGUUUAUCUGAAACCGGUAGAAGAAAAGCCUACACGUCCAGAAAGCGAAGAAGUUGUUAUUAAAUCGGAGAAAACAGAAAAGCCUGAAGAGAAAAAAGAAUCUCAAGAAGAACAAUUUACAGAUGUUUUAGAUGAUAUUAUUAUUCAAACUGAAAAAGUCAUAAAGAAAAAGAAAGUGAAGAAAGUUUCUCUGGAGAAAGAAGCUGAAUUACAAAAACGUUCUGAGAAAGAAAUUGGGCCUAUAAUUAUUCAACCUCUCGAAGCAGCAGUCGUGAAUGAAUAUGAUAAUUUUGAGCUUAUGGUUACGUUUUAUCCAGAAAGUGUUAGUAGCAUUACAUGGUACAUGAAUAACAAAGCUAUUGAAGAAAAUGCUGACUGUGUAAUGAACAUGGAAACUGGAAAAUCUAUUUUGAAAAUAAAGCAAGCUAAUAAAAAAAAUAUUGGCAAAUACGAAGUUAUAUUAGAAAAGAACAACAUCGUAGCAAAGUCUGCCUCAACAGUAAAAUUAAAUAAAUCCGUUAGUGCAGAAAAUAUCAAUCCUCCGGUAUUUGUGAGACCUUUACAACCCAAAUUUGUGCGGUUAGGCGAUAUCGUACUUUUAGAAACUGAGGUUACCUCAAAUCCCUGUGCAUCAUUCCAAUGGUUUUUAGGUAACAGAGAAGUUAGCACAUACAUUAAACAAAAUAAGAUACGUAAUAUAUAUGUAACAAGCAAAGAUAAUAUUUCUUGUUUAUGUAUUGAAAAUAUAACAAAUAGCUUAGAAGGCGUUAUAACAUGCAGAGCUGAAAACUUUUCUGGAUCUGUUUCAUCUUCUGCUUCGCUUUUCGUUGGGAGCGAUGAUGACGAUAAUGGUUUAGGCAAACCACCUAAAGUUAUUGACUAUUUAAAACCAACAACAGUUAUGGAUGGUGACCCUAUUUUAUUAAGCUGCACAGUCAUGGGUGAACCUUGGCCAAAAAUAGAGUGGUAUCAUAAUGGAAAGUUGUUAGAGGUGGCUAGAGAUGUCACCUUUGGCAGACAAGAAUCUGGAUUAUGUGAAUUAUGUAUAAAAGAAGCUUUCCCAGAGAUGACAGGAAUCUACAAAUGUGUAGCUACAAACGAGUUUGGGCAGUGUACCAAUGAUUGUGUAGUUAAUGUGGAAGCCUAUGAAUACGUACCCAGUGCUUCAGAAGAAGAUCUCUUGAGUGAUGAGAAAACAAGUGACAUCGAAGAAUUUGCACCGAAGAUUGUUAAAGCUCUGCCAACAGUGGUGAAGUCAAACGAAGGAGAAUCGACAAGAUUUGAAGCUAAAGCAGUAGGCGUACCAAAACCGCAGAUAAGAUGGAUGAAAAAAGGUUUGCUAAUAAAGCACUCAAAGGAAUAUCAAAUAGAAGAAAUGGAAGACGGUACAUCCGUUUUGAUUAUUCCUGAAGUAUUCCAAGAUGACACCGGAGAAAUCAAGUUUGAGGCUUACAAUCCACUUGGCGUAACUGCAACAGUAGCUGCAUUAUCUGUUGAGAGUCUUAUUGGCACCAAGGAAUAUCGGAAGCCCGAGUGGGUAACACAUAUGGAGGAAUUACAAGCUGCAUUACAAGCCACUCAAUCGGUUCCAACUUUUGUCCAAAAUAUAUUAUCUGAACGUGUUCAAGAAGGAGAGACAGUCACCUUCGAUGCUAUAUUUAGUGGAAAUCCCAAGCCAGAAAUUGUUUGGUAUAAAGAUGAAAAACCGAUAAUGGCAGAUAGUAACUUCCAAAUUGAAACUAAAGAAAAUAGAACUAUUUGUAAGAUUAAAAAAGUAACAAAGAAACAUGAAGGAACAUACUUGUGCAAAGCAGUGAGUGAUGUCGGAAUGGCAAUAACAAAGGCAACAUUACAAGUAUUUGAAGCAGAGGAAAAGUUUGAAAAAAUUAAAAAGAAAAGAGUGAAAUCACUGAAACAGGAUAUAAUUGAGGAAGCCAAAGCUGAAACGUCUAUUGAAGAAACUUCUUCGUCCGUAAUAAAAACAGAAGUAGAUGUUAUCGAGAAGCCUAAACAUAUUGUACAUCCCAAAGAGGAGAAGGCAAUCGUGUCUGUGAAGGAAAUGGAUUACGUCGAAACUGUGGAUGUCGCUACUUCCAAGAAAAUUGAGACAAAAGUGAAAAAAUCUGAGCAAAGAAAAGCCGAACAUAUUGAACCAAAAGUAACACCUCACGAUUACGUUAUAACCUCUCAGGAGCAAAAUGAUCAAUCAGUUGAGUCAUUUGAGAAAUCUUCAUACAACUCGGAAAAAAUACAAGCCAAGAAUGUUUUAUCUGAUUCACAUUUGAUCGCUGAAGUGAAUGAAUUAUUAGAUGUAAUCAAUGCAAAGGAAUUUGGCCCUGGCGAAUCGCCUUUACGUGAGUUAGCUACAAUUGGAUAUAUGUUAAGAAAUGGUGUUUCUGUCGAGGAAAUUGAAGGCUUAUACGAGUCCGAACAUUUUCCUUCUUUGAGGGUGCCGCAAUCGCAAUCUGCCUUAGUACAAUUAGUGGAAAGACAAGGUCAUGGAGCCCUUAUCACUGAAGUUCUAACGGAAGAAACUGCUGAAAGCGAGGAUAUUAUUGCAGCCAAGGUUGGCUUUAAAGCUUUUAUGAAAAUGGUGGAAAUGAAACAUACUUCAGUCGAAGAAGUGAUAGCUCAUUUGUACCCAGAAGACUUCACGCCUCGUUCCUGGGAACAAAAGGGAGCACGCGAGGCAAUAGUGGAAAACGCAGUAAAGGAGAAAGCUGAAAUGCAUUCACCUGAAGUUUAUAAAGACUUACCGAAGAUACCGGAAGAUAAAAUAAGAAUAAAAGAUGACACUGAAAUUGAACAAGUAAAACGCAAAAAACACACAAAACUAUCCAAAACAUCUGAAGUCGUGAGAAGUUCAAGACAACAGCUUUCAAAGGAUGUUACUCAGUUUGAACAAGAAGAAGAAACCAUUUCCCUCGAUGAUGAACCAAUACCUCUCGUAAAGAGUUUACCAACGGACUUCCAUGAAAAUUUGAUUGAAAUUAUACCAUCAAGUGAAGCAACGAAUAUUAUUCCCGAUGAGAUAACUGAGCACAAAGCCAUUAUAAAACUGGAUACAAAUCAAUCUCUCAUUAAUGAUAUUCAGCAAUCUCAAGAAAAUGAAAAACCGUUACCUAUAAAUUCAAAAUCAAAACAUGUCAUAAAGUCGACAUUUACUGAAGCUGAACCGUUACAAGUUACUGAAGUUGAUAUUGAACAAUCUGUUGAGAAAUAUUUAACGAGCAACGUGAACAACGAGAACAUUACCAAUACUUAUAUUGUAUCAUCUGAAGGGGUUCAAACUUCAGAAACUAUUGUUAAUAUUGCAGUAGGACAGAUAGAAAAUUUCGAUCAACAAGAGGAAGUUGCAAAACCGUCUCUUAUACUAAAUAAUGCUAUUAAGGUAAUAGAACAAUUCGCUCCAACCAAAGAAAGUCUUAUGAGUGAUUCUCCUUUAAAAGAGUCUGUUGCUGUGGUUGCUAUAUCUCCUCUCUCCGGUUUGAAUGUAGAAGAAAUUAAGCUCAAUGAAAAAGAACAAGAUUUGGUGACGAAACAGGUUGAUAAGACGAUAGCUCCAAAACCUAACUUUAAUUUACUAGAGUCCAUAGAAGUUGGGGAAGUAUUCGUAGAGGAUAAAUCAGGGAAAUACUAUCCUGAAUUAAUAGUACCAACUGAAAUGGCUAAAGAGGAUGUUAUAGUUUCGAAUCAAAUUUUAACAGAAAUUCUUAAUAUUCAAGAAAAGGAGGGUGCAUUUGAUGUUCCAAAAGCACCAAGUUCACAAGAGGCUAAAUUAAAUCUUAUUUCAAAAGAUAGUAUUGUCGUUUCUACUAAUACUCUCCAUGAAAAAGAAGGAAAUCUCGAACCAUUUAGUGAAUCUACGAUGAAAGCCAGUGUAGGUACAGAUAUCAGAACUCAUCUUAGCCUUGACAAUUUUAUUCCAACUUCACAUAUAAAAGAGUCUGAACUUCAGUCAGCCCAGCAUGGUGAAAAAAUAGCUAAUGUUAGCUUUAAUGAACAUCAUCACACAUACAAAGUUGAGACUCAAAUUCAUGAUUCCGAAUAUAGUCUAGAAAGAGAAAAACCAGCUAAUGAAAUAUACGCGCACAUGAAUGUCUCAGCAUUACAAAAAAAUAUUACAGAAGAAGUUCAAGUUCAUGAACGGGAAACAAGAUUGCCAGUUAAAGAAGGUAAGCCAUCUGUGAUGGCAAAUAUUGAAAUUGAUGUAGCCGAACCAGUUAUUAUGUCUGAGACUAUUGGUAUUUCUUCAGUGAAUGACCUUAUGGUCUCAGAAAAAAAGGUUGAUGAGAUUGCUACAGAAUCAUAUAUAACAGAGACAUCUAAAACUAUUAGCACACCAUUUGUACAUGAUCAAGAAAUUCCAGAAAACUAUGUGUUUAAAAAACCUGAAAAUAUUACAGUUUCGCUCACUCAAAAUACGUCUUUAACUGUUUCACAAACGGAAACUUCCGACACAGCAGGAAAUCUUCACAUCAAUAAAACACCCGAGCUAAACACUGCACAUGAAGCACCAACUCAUCAUUUGACGACGCCUCUAUCUGAAACAAUAACAACAGCUGACCAGAUAACACUUUUAAACAAAUUGGAACAUAAUACAGAUAAAGCCACAGAGCAAAGAGACACAUUAAAAGAAUUGUUAGUAACAGAAGCUGCAGUAAAUGAACAAACAUGUCAAAUUGAUCGUCUUGAAAUACCUAAAAAUGAAGCUAAAACUACCUUUACAGAAAAAGAAAGUGUCAAUAUUUGUGAAAUAGUACCAAACAUUGCUGAGGAUGUUCUUAAAGCUAAACCUAAAGCGUUAAAUAAAAUAGCACAAAUAAAUAUGGAUAUAAACCAUAAAGCUCCUGUAGUUUUGGAAGUCAGUUCUCGGGAAUCUGUUAAUGAGUUAAAUUUAUCACUUACUUUAACAGAAGAGGCUCUAGUUAAACAAAAUAUUCUAUCAUCUGUUGUUGUUUCUGAAAGUAAAAGCUUGGACAGUCAAGGAAUAUUACAAGACUUUACCAAACCCAAUGAAAAAACUAUUACAUCAGAAAUAGUUCCUUUACAGGAUACCAUUAAUGUCCUGGAAACUGUAUAUAAUGAAAAAGAAGGUAAUUACGAUAAGAGCGAAUCUCCUAAAAGUUAUAGUGCUUUUUCCAAUAUUUUUGGACACCCGGUUGCAGUUUCUUCCGAAAUGGUAGCAGAAUCCAGUGUUUCAUUAACGUCGGAAAUCCAUGCACCCAAGGAAACUCAUGCUAAUGUUGAAAAUGUACCACAUAAAGAAUUGUGCGUGACAUCUACAAUAUUCAACGAAAAAGAAAGUGAUCUUUUAAGGGAAAGUCCCCUCAACUUUACUGCUUCUACGGAAAUAUCUGAAUGUAAGGCUUUGCUCAUAGAAGAAAAUAAAGCAGAAACAAAACCUUGUAUCUUUAAUGCUUCUAAAGUAAUACCUACAGCAAUCGCACAAAGUGAUUCUGUUACUACAGAAGCUAUUACACAACAAGAAGUUUUGGUUAAUACGUAUGAGGGCUUAUUAAAAACUGAACAUAAAGAUAUACAAGCUACCAAGCCGACUGUAACAAUAAGUGGUCUUAAAGUGCCAGAAUACAAUGUAAAAGUACCGAUUGAGAAAGAGCUUAAAUUAUCUUUACCACAAAUUCCAGAUGAGCAAAAGGCUGAUAUAUUACAUGGCCAUUAUCAUGGUGUAAUUACUUCCGAAAUUCUAUCUCAGACUGACAAUUUACAAGAAGCUCAAGAUUUUCAUAUGCCUCUUAAGACGGCGGUUGGGAAAAUUGAUGAAAUGUAUAAAAAAGCUCCUAAAAUUGAAGAGGUCCUUACAAAUCAAGUUCCGGAAGAAAUCUCGAUCACAGAUUUCAACAAACAACAAUCCAUCAUUACACAUGUUGCAGCACACCAUUUAGAAAGUACUGAAGUAGUGCCAGUGGAAAGUGAAUCCAUAAUACAAAAGCAAUCAAUACCUGAAAGCAAACUUAGAAGCGAAAUCACACAAAACCUAGCCAUUGUGGCUAGUUCCAUUGAAGCCAUUGAAAACGUGGAUAACUACUCCAAACAAACAAUUUCAGUACAAACUCAGGAUGCUGACGUGGGAUUUGUACCUUACUGUGGCACCGUAAAUACAGAGGUCGUAGUGUCUAAUGCCAUUGAAGGAAUGCCGAAGAAUUUAGAAAAGACGGUUAAUGCAAUUCGAACACAAGAUGAAUUGAGGCAAUAUGUUCAUGGUAUUGCAGUAUUUGAAGGCGAUACAGAAUCUGAAUUUGUUCCUAAUAAAAUACCUUUAGACCAGGAAGCAAAAACAACACUAGUGGAAACAACUGCUAAAGAAAUAUUGGAAGUUCAAAUUAUAGAAGGUGAAAAUUUAAUACCUAGUGCAAUCUCUGAUGCUAAUAUAAAGAAAGCUAAUGUAAGUGUUAAUCAACAACAGUCGUUGUUAAAUAUAGAAGUGAUUGCCCAUGAUAACAGCAAGGAACUUUGUAUAGCAGAAAAGCCAAUAGCAAAUGCUAUAGCUAGUCAAGGGCUACAAAAAGCUAUUGAGGAGUCUGAGCUAUUUAUAAUAGAAUCGGAAAAAGCAUACAUUGAUUCAAUUCCAGCGUCAAAGGAGACAAAAGGAGGUAUUGAAGAACACAAAUGUUUAAAUGUAACAGAAAUUAUUCCUACUGAAUCAGAAUUUCCCCUAAACACAAUACAAUCCACACUACAAACGGUAUCCGUAGCUCAUGAUUUAGUUGUCAAUUCUGGAAUUAAAGUAGAUGAAACAGUAUUAAACGAACGUGAGGAAGUAUUGUCGACUGAAUAUUUAAAAACAAGUAGUGCUGAUAUGAAUAUACGACCAUCUGAGAGUCUAAAAGUAAUUGAAGAUAUAUUAGCUGAAAAAGAAGGACGACUUAAAAUUAAAAAAUUACCUGAAACUGUUUCGAAUACUUUUAAUUUAAGCCCACAUAAGCAUUUAAAUGUCGAAGUAUGGGAACCUGCGGAAACAGAAGAAACUUUCAUAGAAAAAGAAAAUUCUAAAGAGACAAGUGGCGUUCUUGAUAUGGAGACUUUUAAAUCGCUAAAUGUAAGUAAGAUAGAACCAGAACAAAGGCAUGAAGAUUUAAAAAUUAUUGAACCUUCUAAAUCACAUAGCACCUCUAUAAAUGUUCAAACUGGUGAUUACCUUAAUGUAUGUCAAAUUUUACCAUUAGAACAAGAAACUUAUUUACCUAAACAGGACAUCGAAAAAUCAAGCCAAAUUACUACUACUGUAAAUACAGCAAAACAUGUGACAAUAAUAGAAGUUAAACCUACAGAAAAAGAAAAAUUGUUAGACAGUGUAUUCGAACGACCAAAUCAAUCUUGUACGUCAACUAUUGAAACAACUUCGUCUGUUGAAGUACAAGAAGUUUUAACAAAAGAAUCUGAACAAUACAUGUCAUCAGAAGAUAUUACAAAACUUGUUAAGCCAAACUUUAUUGUUGAACCACAACACCAUGUUUUUGUAAGUGAUAUAUCAGUUAAAGAACGUGAAGAAAAAUUAAAUAUUGAUACUUUCUCGACAUGUAAAAAUGAAAAUAUUGAUAUAGUAACAGCUAAGCAUAUCUUAACAUUUGAAAAUGUUCCAAUGGAAGUUGAAUCUGAUGUUCCGUGCAAAGAUUUCAACAAACCUGAGAAUGCUCGUCAAGAUCGUGUUAUAGUAGAAGGGCUGUAUAGUGAACAGCCGAAUAUUUUAGAGCACGUUGAGGAAAUUACUAAUAAAAUUCAUUCAGACGUCGUGCAUAAUAUCAAAGCAGAUAUUGAUAGUUUGAAAGCGGCAAAUCAAAGUACAGUAAUUGUCCAGGAAUAUCCUGAUCAAUUGCCCUAUUUCAAACAAUCAAAAGUAAAAGCAACAGAAAUAUCUAUGCCGGAACACGAUAUUUUGGAAACGUCAUUGACACAAGUUAUGGAAAGUACUGGUAAAUUAAGAGAUGAAAAAAAUUCAGUAGAAAAUAAAGCACAAUUACAAUUAGAAACACAUAAAAACAUUUUUACUCGGGAAUAUGUAACUAACGAUAUGCCUGAAGAUUUGGUUCACCAAAAAAGUCAGGAAGUGCACGCUGAGAAAAGUCUAUUAGAAUUGCAACCUGUUCAAGAAAUGGAGGUUAUCACGACAGAAAAAACUGAAUUUUUAAAUAAAGUUGUUGCUGUAAAGGACGAAACUGCCGCUGAAAGUCAUGUUAUCCAACAAUGUAUUGAAAAUGUUAAGCCGGAGUUAUUUGAAAAUACUGGUGAUUUAAUAAACCAGUAUCAACCCAACCUUAAUAAAGCUUCUCUUGAUUUAGAAACUCAUAUUAGCCUUAGUGUUUCUGAAAAUUCUAGUCAAGAAAUGCCACUAACAUUGAAAAUUGAGUUAGAUCAACCAAUCAAAGGUAGAAAAGAAAUUUCAGCAAUGAAUCCUUUGGAACAAUUUGAAGUAGUUUUUGACGAACAAACAACGGAUGUUCAAAAACAAGAAAUACGCGAGGAAAACAUUAAAACUAAAACAAUCGAAAUAUUACCUAUCACUCAAUUAGAUGUUGUAGUUAGUGAUAGUUUAACAGACACUGACUUUAAACAUAGUACUCCUCGUGAUAAAGCUUCUUUAUCUAUGACAACUGUGGAAGGAAUACAUGUUCUUGAAGUUUGCGAUGAGAGUUCUUCGAAACCUAUUCCAAUAACGGAAAGUAUGGUUGUCAAUGCUAAAAAAACUGUCACCCCAUUACCACACAUACAGUGCGUUGAAAAUAUUGUCGAUUCUCAAGUAGAAGAAUUAGUUACUCAAACAAGUCCGUUAAAAACAGUCACUGUUAAAACACCAUCCAUAUUACCGUUAAUAGUAUCUGAACAUGAAUGCUUACAACAUGAGUCUGAAAUCCCUUUAAAAGUAUCCCCUGGAAAGCAAAACGCCAAAACUGGUGUUACGGUAUCACAAGUAUUUGAGGUAAAUAAUGAGUAUAUAAAUGAGCAAACGUUACCUUAUGAGGAAGAGAAGCCCAGCGUGCAUCAAUCUAAUAUUACAACUGUAGAAGAUCAAUUUGUUGAGGUUAUACAGCCAGUUGUGCAUACGAUGGACAAAUCAGACAUUUCAUCAAUUUCACCUAAAACAUCUGACAUUGAAGAAACUGAAGAAAUUGUUUCCAAGUUCGUAAGAGCACCGGGUCAAGAGGAACCAAUACAAAUAAGAACUAAAAGAACAAUAAUAAGAAAGAAAAAUCGGUCAAAAGUUAGUGAGGUAUCAGAAGGUGACGUUGUUAUAGAAGAAUCCUUAGAUGACGAAUACCCUGAUAAACUUCGCGAACCGAAAAAUUACGGUGUGAAAAUAGAAGAAUAUGAUGGAGAGGAUUCUUUUACUCACUUUGAUACCGACACGAGUACAAUCGAGAUGCCAGAUGAGUUUUUACAAAUACCUAAAAUGCAAUCGCAAGUACAAAUCGAAGAAAUGAUGGACGAACAAACUGUUUUAAAGAAAAAAUCUAUUGACACUUCAGAAUUUACAACGUUAGACGAGGAACAACAUGACACUAUAAAGACAGAGAUAGGUGAGAUACAAAAAAUCGAUGAAAGGAUUCAUCCGAAAACGGAAGCAAUAAAAAAAUUCGAUGAUAAAUCUAUAGAGGAAAAUGAAGUUCCUGAAGAAACAACCAUCGAAGAAAUCGACACACCUGAAGGUAAGGUCACGGUUAAGACAGUAAAGAAACGAACAAAGAAAACUAAAUCAGUAGUACUGAUAUCGGACAAUUCAAAACUACCAGACAUUACUGACGAGAGCAUCACACCACUCAAUCAAUUGCAAGAACCAGUACAAGCCACCCCGUUAGAAGACGAACCAGAAAUGGUCGAAAUAACGGAAACCAAAACGGAGACUGGUGAAGUGAGAAAAGUGAAAACUAAGAAACGUCGAGUGAAAGGCAAAGAUGGUGAGGUGCAAGAGGUACAUGAAAUUACUGAAAUCACGUCGAUGAUCGAAGAACCCGAGGAAAUCACUGAAGCUCCUGAAGAAACUACCAUAGAAGAAAUCGAAAUACCUGAAGGUAAGGUCACGGUAAAGACAGUAAAGAAACGAACAAAGAAAACUAAAACAGUAGUACAUACACCAGACACUUCAAAACUACCAGACAUCACUGAUGAGAGCAUCAUACCACUCGAUCAAUUGCAAGAACCAGUACAAGCCACCUCGUUGGAAGAUGAACCAGAAACAGUCGAAAUAACGGAAACUAAAACGGAGACUGGUGAAGUGAGGAAAGUGAAAACUAAGAAACGUCGAGUCAAAGGCAAAGAUGGUGAGGUGCAAGAGGUACACGAAAUUACUGAAAUCACGUCGACGACAAAAGAACCCGAGGAAUUCACCGAAGUUCCUGAAGAAACAACCAUCGAAGAAAUCGACACACCUGAAGGUAAGGUCACGGUUAAGACAGUAAAGAAACGAACAAAGAAAACUAAAACAGUAGUACAUACAUCAGACACUUCACAAAUAGCUGACUUAACCGAAGAGAACGUCACACCACUUAAUCUAUUACAAGAACCAGACCAAGCCACGCCGUUGGAAGAUGAACCAGAAACGGUCGAGAUAACGAAAACAAAAACGGAGACUGGUGAAGUGAGAAAAGUGAAAACUAAGAAACGUCGAGUCAAAGGGAAAGAUGGUGAGGUGCAAGAGGUACACGAAAUUACUGAAAUCACUUCGACGACCGAAGAACCCGAGGAAAUCACUGAAGUUCCUGAAGAAACUACCAUCGAAGAAAUCGAAACACCUGAAGGUAAGGUCACGGUUAAGACAGUAAAGAAACGAACAAAGAAAACUAAAACAGUAGUACAUACACCAGACACUUCACAAAUAGCUGACUUAACCGAAGAGAACGUCACACCACUUAAUCUAUUACAAGAACCAGACCUUGCCACGCCGUUGGAAGAUGAACCAGAAACGGUCGAGAUAACGGAAACAAAAACGGAGACUGGUGAAGUGAGAAAAGUGAAAACUAAGAAACGUCGAGUCAAAGGCAAAAAUGGUGAGGUGCAAGAGGUACAAGAAAUUACUGAAACUACGACGGCAACCAAAGAACCCGAGGAAAUCACAGAAGUACCUGAAGAUACAACCAUCGAAGAAAUCGACACACCUGAAGGUAAGGUCACGGUUAAGACAGUAAAGAAACGAACAAAGAAAACUAAAACAGUAGUACAUACAUCGGACAUUUCAAAACUACCGGAUAUUACUGACGAGAGCAUCACACCACUCAAUCAAUUGCAAGAACCAGUACAAGCCACCCCGUUAGAAGAUGAACCAGAAAUGGUCGAAAUAACGGAAACCAAAACGGAGACUGGUGAAGUGAGAAAAAAGAAAACUAAGAAACGUCGCGUCAAAGGCAAGGAUGGUGAAGUGCAAGAGGUACACGAAAUUACUGAAAUCAUGUUAACGCCUGAUGAACCGGAGGAAAUAACGGAAGUGCCUGAAGAAACAACCAUAGAAGAAAUCGACACACCUGAAGGUAAGGUCACGGUUAAGAUGGUAAAGAAACGAACAAAGAAAUCUAAAACAGUAGUACAAACACCAGACACUUCACAAAUAGUAGAUAUCACUGACGAGAGCAUCACACCACUCGAACAAUUACAAGAACCAGAUCAGGCCACCCCGUUGGAAGAUGAACCAGAAACGGUCGAGAUAACGGAAACAAAAACGGAGACUGGUGAAGUGAGAAAAGUGAAAACUAAGAAACGUCGAGUGAAAGGCAAAGAUGGUGAGGUGCAAGAGGUACACGAAAUUACUGAAAUCACGUCGACGACCGAAGAACCCGAGGAAAUCACUGAAGUUCCUCAAGAAACUAACAUCGAAGAAAUCGAAACACCUGAAGGUAAGGUCGUGGUUAAAACAGUUAAGAAACGAACAAAGAAAACUAAAACAGUACUACAUGCACCAGACACCUCACAAAUAUCAGACAUCACUGACGAGAGCAUCACACCACUCGAACAAUUACAAGAACCAGAUCAGGCCACCCCGUUGGAAGAUGAACCAGAAACGGUCGAGAUAACGGAAACAAAAACGGAGACUGGUGAAGUGAGAAAAGUGAAAACUAAGAAACGUCGCGUCAAAGGCAAGGAUGGUGAAGUGCAAGAGGUACACGAAAUUACUGAAAUCGUGUUAACGCCUGAUGAACCGGAGGAGAUAACGGAAGUGCCUGAAGAAACAACCGUAGAAGAAAUCGACACACCUGAAGGUAAGGUCACGGUUAAGACAGUAAAGAAACGAACAAAGAAAACUAAAACAGUAGUACAUACACCAGACAUUUCACAAAUAGCUGACUUAACCGAAGAGAACGUCACACCACUUAAUCUAUUACAAGAACCAGACCAAGCCACCCCGUUGGAAGAUGAACCAGAAACGGUCGAGAUAACGGAAACAAAAACGGAGACUGGUGAAGUGAGCAAAGUGAAAACAAAGAAACGUCGAGUCAAAGGCAAGGAUGGUGAGGUGCAAGAGGUACACGAAAUUACUGAAAUCACUUCGACGACCGAAGAACCCGAGGAAAUCACUGAAGUUCCUGAAGAAACUACCAUCGAAGAAAUCGAAACACCUGAAGGUAAGGUCACGGUAAAGACAGUAAAGAAACGAACAAAGAAAACUAAAACAGUAGUACAUACACCAGACACUUCACAAAUAGCAGACUUAACCGACGAGAAUGUCACACCACUCGAUCAAUUGCAAGAACCAGACCAAGCCACGCCGUUAGAAGAAGAACCAGAAACGGUCGAAAUAACGAAAACCAAAACAGAGACUGGUGAAGUGAGAAAAGUGAAAUCAAAGAAACGUCGAGUGAAAGGCAAAGACGGUGAGGUGCAAGAGGUACACGAAAUUACUGAAAUCACUUCGACGACCGAAGAACCCGAGGAAAUCACUGAAGUUCCUGAAGAAACUACCAUCGAAGAAAUCGAAACACCUGAAGGUAAGGUCACGGUAAAGACAGUAAAGAAACGAACAAAGAAAACUAAAGCAGUAGUACAUACACAAGACACUUCACAAAUAGCUGACUUAACCGAAGAGAACGUCACACCACUUAAUCUAUUACAAGAACCAGACCAAGCCACCCCGUUGGAAGAUGAACCAGAAACGGUCGAGAUAACGGAAACAAAAACGGAGACUGGUGAAGUGAGAAAAGUGAAAACUAAGAAACGUCGCGUCAAAGGCAAGGAUGGCGAAGUGCAAGAGGUACACGAAAUUACUGAAAUCGUGUUAACGCCUGAUGAACCGGAGGAGAUAACGGAAGUGCCUGAAGAAACAACCGUAGAAGAAAUCGACACACCUGAAGGUAAGGUCACGGUUAAGACAGUAAAGAAACGAACAAAGAAAACUAAAACAGUAGUACAAACACCAGACACUUCACAAAUAGUAGAUAUCACUGACGAGAGCAUCACACCACUCGAACAAUUACAAGAACCAGAUCAGGCCACCCCGUUGGAAGAUGAACCAGAAACAGUCGAAGUAACGGAAACCAAAACGGAGACUGGUGAAGUGAGAAAAGUGAAAUCAAAGAAACGUCGAGUGAAAGGCAAAGACGGUGAGGUGCAAGAGGUACACGAAAUUACUGAAAUCACUUCGACGCCCGAUGAACUCGGGGAAAUCACUGAAGUUCCCGAUGAAUGUACCAUCGAAGAAAUCGACACACCUGAAGGUAAGGUCACGGUUAAGACAGUAAAGAAACGAACAAAGAAAACUAAAACAGUAAUGCAUACACCAGACACUUCACAAAUAGCAGACAUCACUGACGAGAGCAUCACACCACUCGAACAAUUACAAGAACCAGAUCAGGCCACCCCGUUGGAAGAUGAACCAGAAACGGUCGAGAUAACGGAAACAAAAACGGAGACUGGCGAAGUGAGAAAAGUGAAAACUAAGAAACGUCGAGUCAAAGGCAAAGAUGGUGAGGUGCAAGAGGUACACGAAAUUACUGAAAUCACGUCGACGCACGAUGUACACGAGGAUAUUACUGAAAUUCCUGAAGAGACUACCAUCGAAGAAAUCGACACACCUGAAGGUAAGGUCACGGUUAAGACAGUAAAGAAACGAACAAAGAAAACUAAAACAGUACACACACCAGACACUUCACAAAUAGUAGAUAUCACUGACGAGAGCAUCACUCCACUCGAACAAUUACAAGAACCAGAUCAGGCCACCCCGUUGGAAGAUGAACCAGAAACAGUCGAAGUAACGGAAACCAAAACGGAGACUGGUGAAGUGAGAAAAGUGAAAACAAAGAAACGUCGCGUCAAAGGCAAGGAUGGCGAGGUGCAAGAGGUACACGAAAUUACUGAAAUCAUGUUAACGCCUGAUGAACCGGAGGAAAUAACGGAAGUGCCUGAGGAAACAACCGUAGAAGAAAUCGACACACCUGAAGGUAAGGUCACGGUUAAGACAGUAAAGAAACGAACAAAGAAAACUAAAACAGUAGUACAAACACCAGACACUUCACAAAUAGUAGAUAUCACUGACGAGAGCAUCACACCACUCGAACAAUUACAAGAACCAGAUCAGGCCACCCCGUUGGAAGAUGAACCAGAAACGGUCGAGAUAACGGAAACAAAAACGGAGACUGGUGAAGUGAGAAAAGUGAAAACUAAGAAACGUCGAGUCAAAGGCAAAGAUGGUGAGGUGCAAGAGGUACACGAAAUUACUGAAAUCACGUCGACGACCGAUGAACCGGAGGAAAUUACAGAAGUGCCUGAAGAAACAACCGUCGAAGAAAUCGACACACCUGAAGGUAAGGUCACGGUUAAGACAGUAAAGAAACGAACAAAGAAAACUAAAACAGUAGUACAAACACCAGACACUUCACAAAUAGUGGAUAUCACUGACGAGAGCAUCACUCCACUCGAACAAUUACAAGAACCAGAUCAGGCCACCCCGUUGGAAGAUGAACCAGAAACAGUCGAAGUAACGGAAACCAAAACGGAGACUGGUGAAGUGAGAAAAGUGAAAACUAAGAAACGUCGCGUCAAAGGCAAGGAUGGUGAAGUGCAAGAGGUACACGAAAUUACUGAAAUCAUGUUAACGCCUGAUGAACCGGAGGAAAUAACGGAAGUGCCUGAAGAAACAACCAUAGAAGAAAUCGACACACCUGAAGGUAAGGUCACGGUUAAGAUGGUAAAGAAACGAACAAAGAAAUCUAAAACAGUAGUACAAACACCAGACACUUCACAAAUAGUAGAUAUCACUGACGAGAGCAUCACACCACUCGAACAAUUACAAGAACCAGAUCAGGCCACCCCGUUGGAAGAUGAACCAGAAACGGUCGAGAUAACGGAAACAAAAACAGAGACUGGUGAAGUGAGAAAAGUGAAAACUAAGAAACGUCGAGUGAAAGGCAAAGACGGUGAGGUGCAAGAGGUACACGAAAUUACUGAAAUCACGUCGACGACCGAUGAACCCGAGGAAAUCACUGACGUUCCUGAAGAAACUACCAUCGAAGAAAUCGACACACCUGGAGGUAAGGUCACGGUUAAGACAGUAAAGAAACGAACAAAGAAAACUAAAACAGUACACACACCAGACACUUCACAAAUAGUAGAUAUCACUGACGAGAGCAUCACACCAAUCGAACAAUUACAAGAACCAGAUCAGGCCACCCCGUUGGAAGAUGAACCAGAAACGAUCGAGAUAACGGAAACAAAAACGGAGACUGGCGAGGUGAGAAAAGUGAAAACUAUGAAACGUCGCGUCAAAGGCAAGGAUGGUGAAGUGCAAGAGGUACACGAAAUUACUGAAAUCACGUCGACGCCCGAUGUACACGAGGAUAUUACUCAAAUUCCUGAAGAGACUACCAUCGAAGAAAUCGACACACCUGAAGGUAAGGUCACGGUAAAGACAGUAAAGAAACGAACAAAGAAAACUAAAACAGUAGUACAUACACCAGACAUUUCACAAAUAGCAGACUUAACCGACGAGAACGUCACACCAAUCGAUCAAUUGCAAGAACCAGACCAAGCCACCCCGUUGGAAGAUGAACCAGAAACGGUCGAGAUAACAGAAACCAAAACGGAGACUGGUGAAGUGAGAAAAGUGAAAACUAAGAAACGUCGAGUCAAAGGCAAGGAUGGUGAGGUGCAAGAGGUACACGAAAUUACUGAAAUCACGUCGACGCACGAUGUACACGAGGAUAUUACUGAAAUUCCUGAAGAGACUACCAUCGAAGAAAUCGACACACCUGAAGGUAAGGUCACGGUUAAGACAGUAAAGAAACGAACAAAGAAAACUAAAACAGUAGUACAAACACCAGACACUUCACAAAUAGAUAUCACUGACGAGAGCAUCACACCACUCGAACAAUUACAAGUACCAGAUCAGGCCACCCCGUUGGAAGAUGAACCAGAAACAGUCGAAAUAACGGAAACCAAAGCGGAGACUGGUGAAGUGAGAACAGUGAAAUCAAAGAAACGUCGAGUCAAAGGCAAGGAUGGUGAGGUGCAAGAGGUACACGAAAUUACUGAAAUCACUUCGACGAUUGAAGAACCCGAGGAAAUCACUGAAGUUCCUGAAGAAACUACCAUCGAAGAAAUCGAAACACCUGAAGGUAAGGUCACGGUUAAGACAGUAAAGAAACGAACAAAGAAAACUAAAACAGUACACACACCAGACACUUCACAAAUAGUAGAUAUCACUGACGAGAGCAUCACACCACUCGAACAAUUACAAGAACCAGAUCAGGCCACCCCGUUGGAAGAUGAACCAGAAACAGUCGAAAUAAUCGAAACCAAAACGGAGACUGGUGAAGUGAGAAAAGUGAAAACAAAGAAACGUCGAGUCCAAGGCAAGGAUGGUGAGGUGCAAGAGGUACACGAAAUUACUGAAAUCACUUCGACGACCGAAGAACCCGAGGAAAUCACAGAAGUUCCUGAAGAAACUACCAUCGAAGAAAUCGAAACACCUGAAGGUAAGGUCACGGUUAAGACAGUAAAGAAACGAACAAAGAAAACUAAAACAGUAGUACAAACACCAGACACUUCACAAAUAGUAGAUAUCACUGACGAGAGCAUCACACCACUCGAACAAUUACAAGAACCAGAUCAGGCCACCCCGUUGGAAGAUGAACCAGAAACAGUCGAAAUCACAGAAACCAAAACGGAGACUGGUGAAGUGAGAAAAGUGAAAACUAAGAAACGUCGCGUCAAAGGCAAGGAUGGUGAGGUGCAAGAGGUACACGAAAUUACUGAAAUCACGUCGACGCCCGAUGAACCAGUGGAAAUUACGGAAGUGCCUGAAGAAACAACCAUCGAAGAAAUCGACACACCUGAAGGUAAGGUCACGGUUAAGACAGUAAAGAAGCGAACAAAGAAAACAAAAACAGUACACACACCAGACACUUCACAAAUAGUAGACAUCAUUGACGAGACCAUCACUCAACUCGAUAAAUUACAAGAACCAGAUCAGGCCACCCCGUUAGAAGAUGAACCAGAAACGGCCGAGAUAAAAGAAACAAAAACGGAGACUGGUGAAGUGAGAAAAGUGAAAACUAAGAAACGUCGAGUCCAAGGCAAGGAUGGUGAGGUGCAAGAGGUACACGAAAUUACUGAAAUCACUUCGACGACCGAAGAACCCGAGGAAAUUACUGAAGUUCCGGAAGAAACUACCAUCGAAGAAAUCGACACACCUGAAGGUAAGGUCACGGUUAAGACAGUAAAGAAACGAACAAAGAAAACUAAAACAGUACACACACCAGACACUUCACAAAUAAUAGACAUCAUUGACGAGACCAUCACACAACUCGAUAAAUUACAAGAACCAGAUCAGGCCAACCCGUUAGAAGAUGAACCAGAAACGGUCGAGAUAACGGAAACAAAAACGGAGACUGGUGAAGUGAGAAAAGUGAAAACUAAGAAACGUCGAGUCCAAGGCAAGGAUGGUGAGGUGCAAGAGGUACACGAAAUUACUGAAAUCACUUCGACGACCGAAGAACCCGAGGAAAUUACUGAAGUUCCGGAAGAAACUACCAUCGAAGAAAUCGACACACCUGAAGAUACCCAUAUGAAAAAUGAACGGCCUAUAGAAAAUAAACCGGAGGAAGACGCACAGCCAUUAUUUUCUCAAAAAGUUGCAGACACUGAAGUACCAGAAAAAACCAAAAUAAAAUUAAAACCCCAAAAAAUCGAGCGUAUCUCUCUAGAAAUGAGUUCUCCUCAAAAACCUGAAGAAACAGAAGGGCCUCAAUUUGCUAAAGUGAAGCUUAAAAAACAAACACCAAAACCGAAGGAAGAAGCAAAGACGAUAGCUUUACCCAAGUUUCAAUUAAAAAGUAGAAUAAAAUUAAUAACCGAUUGGCCACCAAAUCCAGUAAAACCCAUAUAUACUAAUAUAGGAAGCAUUAAGCAGUGCGGAGAUUUGUCACGAAAUAUAAAGGAGGCUAAAAAGAUCAAAAAGAAAAUAAUAGUAGAAGAACCGCUACCAGAUCUAGAAAAGCCUGAAUUAGAACAGCUUGAAAAAAUAGAAUUUGAUAAAAAUAAAGAUAUAAAUGAAAUAGUUGAAGUAUCACCUAAUAUCCAAAAACAGCAACCAGAACAACCUCUAAAAGAUGACACAGUAAAAACUGAACCCCCGACUAGCAAAAAGAUAAAGAAAUUGAUACCCAUUGCUAUAGAACAAAAAGUGCUGCAAAUAGAUAAGCCACAGCAUGCAGAAAAUACAGAAGGACCACAAUUUGCGAAAGUGAAACUUAAGAAAACUAUAACACAAGAAAAACAAGAUCGUGCCUCUGUUAAAAUUCCUAAGUUGCAAUUAAAAAGUCGAAUAAAGUUCAUCAAUGAUUGGCCUCCGGAAAUAGUAAAACCGUCUGUAACUGUGAUAGAUAGUAUAAGACAGAACGGCAUUUUAUCAAGAAAUGUUAAAGAAGCUGCAAAAAUAAAGAAAAAGCCAAUAAAACAAGUUGUUCUACCAGAUGUUGAAAAAUCUGAACUAGAAAAGCCAAUGUUUACACACGAUGACAUAAUAGAAUCAAAAAAUCAGUUUCCAGAGGAAGAUAAAUCAAUCAAUGAGAAAGCAACAACUAAUGAAAAUGAUGAAGAGCCAGAACAAUUCACUAUACAACCUCGUAAGCCUAGCUUGAAAAAAGUGGAAGAAAUCGAAGAUGAAGUUGUUAUAAAAAAGAAAUUAAAACCUACCCGAAAAUCAUCCGUUACACUACCUGAAAUAACAGAACCCGAAAUAGUUGUAUUUAGACCCAAAACUACUAAAACUUUGGAAGAUGUUGAACAAGAAUUUAAUAUUCAAUUAAAUUCUUAUGCAGAAGAAGAGAUAUCAAUGUCUAGUAAAGUGAAAUUAAAACCACAAAAGCAACCAACUUUUGGAGAAGAGGCUAAUGAAACUUCAAUUAAAUUCUAUGAAGAUGAUCAAUCUGUUGAAGAAAUUAUUAUUUCUGAUACUGAAAGUGAUGUCGGUAACGAAUCUGCAAAUGUUAUAUUAUCAAUGAAAAAAGCAAAGGUCAUGCAGGAAACGCAUGAAGAGGAUAUGUCUGUAACUUUGGCUAAGCCAAAAACAUCGAUGCCAGCUUCAGAAAUUAUGGAGGAUGUCAAUAUAACUUUAGAUAAAAAACAUGAAUAUGUCAUAGAUAAUCAAGAAGAAAUUGCCUUUGAUAUAAAGCAACGCAUAGAACAACAUAAGCAAGAAGAUUUAACCCUUUCUAGUAAAAUUAAACUUAAGGCCAAGAAAAAGGUUAGUAAAUCUGAAGCGGCUGAUGAAGCUUCAAUUAAAGUAGAAAAAUAUAUCGAAGAUUCUGAACAAGUGGAAGAAGUGAUUAUAAGUGAAGAUGAAUCAGAAGGAAAUGUAGAAAUGGUUAUAAAACGAAAACCAAAGAAGACUCCAUAUGAAGUAAACGAGGUAGAGGAAUUAAAUGUGGAUCUUAAACCGAAAAGAGUGAUCAAAGCGCCAACAUUCGAAGAAGAAGAAAUCACCAUAUCAGCAAAGCGAAAGCCCAAAAAGCCGUUAAUUAUACAAGAAGCAGAUGCAAGUAUGAGUAUAUCAAGAGAACAGGAAUUCCCAGAAACUCCAGUUAACGUCCGCUCUGGUGACAUUGUAUUUGCAGUUUACUCUUAUGUCGCUGAAACUGAUGAAGCUAUAAGUUUAGUAGAGGGUGAACGAUUGUACAUACUAGAUACAACUAAUCAGGACUGGUGGUACGUACGUAAACAUCUCACUGAAGAAAAGGGCUGGGUGCCUGCUCAGUAUUUAAUGGAUGAAGACAAUUAUACUUUGUACUUACAGAAGAAAUUGAAUGAAAAAAUAGAUAAACUUCCUGUAUUUGAAAAACCGGCUUCUGAAGAACAAGCCAUUGCUCCUAUAUUUGUUGAAAAGCUACGUCCAAAACAUACACCUGAUGGCUCCACUGUCCAAUUCGAAUGUCAAGUUGAAGGCUACCCAAGACCACAAAUCACUUGGUUCCGGCAAACUGCCAUUAUUAAACCAUCUCAAGACUUCCAAAUGUAUUACGAUGAUGAUAAUGUUGCAACCCUUGUAAUACGUGAAGUUUUCCCAGAAGAUGCUGGUACAUUCACGUGUGUUGCGAAGAAUGCAGCAGGUUUUGCAUCGAGCACAACUGAGUUAAUAGUUGAGGCUCCUCUUUCUGACCACGGAUCUGAAAUGACCAUUUUGUCCCGAAAGAGUCUUUCAAGAGAGUCAUCAUUGGCAGACAUUUUGGAAGGUAUACCACCAACCUUUUCUAAACGUCCAAAAGCGCAAUAUGUCGAUGAAGGAUCAGACAUAUAUCUUGAAUGUCGUUUGGUCGCAAUACCCGAACCCGACAUCACUUGGUUAUUCAAAGGUGAUGAAAUUAUGCCAAAUGAAAAUAUUUCUAUAGUUACCGAAUCAGACAUGCAUAUGUACUGUAGUGUCUUAAAAAUUUCUAAUGUUAAAAAAUCUCAAGAGGGGACAUACACUGUAUUGGCAAUGAAUAGGGAAGGCGAGGCAAGUCUGCCGAUUGUUCUCAAAAUUAAAACAGGCGAAAAAGAAAAACCGCAAGUAAUCGAACCAUUGAAAAAUAUAAGCAUUCGGGAAGGUGAGAGCUUCUUGCUUACGACUCAAGUGGUUGGAAAUCCUGAACCUAAAGUUACGUGGUUCCGUAAUAAUAAGUCUCUGAAAUCUGUUCCUGUGAAAUCGGAUGGAAAUAUUCAUUCCAUUACAAUUAUUAAACCUAAGAAAGGAAAGGACGACGGAGUAUACACAUUGAAAGCUAUCAAUUCAGAAGGUGUAACAGAAACAAGUGCGGUUAUUGUAAUUGAAGAACCAACGGAAGAAAAUGCGGAGCCCCCUCUAUUUAUUCAUCGAUUCCAAGAAAUUACUGUUAAGGAAAAGGAAACUAUAAAUCUUACUGCUAAAGUGACUGGGAAUCCAGUGCCUUCGAUUACAUGGUAUAGAAACAACAAAAUAAUUACACCUUCAGAAACAGUAACACAACGAUUUGAUGGUGAAAAUAUAGAAUUAAUUAUUGCUAAUGUCGACUCUGAAGUAGAUUCAGGUGAUUACAAAUGUGUCGCUUCUAACAGUGCCGGUAAAGCAUCGCAUGGUGCCAAAGUGACAAUUGACGUUGAAAAGGUGACAUUUGUGAAGAAAUUAAAGAAAACAUAUGAAACUGAAGAAGGAAAAACGGUUAUAUUAGAAUGCGAAACAUCUCACACAGUAUCUACAAAAUGGUACCAUAAUAACAAAGAAUUGAGUGGUAUGGAUCAUAGAGAAAUUAUACAAGAAGGCAGGAUACAUAAAUUAAGAAUCAAAAAAGCAAAACUGUCCGAUAAGGGAAUAUUUAAAUGCGUAGUUAAAGAUCAGGAAACCAGUACCAGCUUAACUAUUCAUGAGACCAUUCCUGAAUUCUUACGAAGACUUCAAGAUUUUGAGGUUAAGGAAAAAGAUAUUGCCAUUCUUGAAGUUGAAAUUAAUUCGGAAACUGCUGAUGUAAUCUGGGAAAAAGAUGGUGAAAUAAUUAAAUCUAAAAAGAACAAGUAUGAAUUAGAAAAACGUGGAAAUGUUCGUAAACUAUUUAUAAGGAAUACAUCUGUGCAUGAUGAAGGUGAAUAUGUAUGCAAGCUACGAGAUGAUUUCUGCGCUGCAGAAGUAACGGUUGUCGAAUUACCUCCUGAAAUUAUAUCGAGGCUUCAAGACCAAAGAGUAAAUAAAGGACAUAAGGCUACAUUUGAAAUUGAACUCACCAAGGGCGAUGCUCUAGUGAGAUGGCUUAAGGAUGGUUCAGAAAUACAAUUUUCGAAUCACAUGCAGCUAACCAUCGACGGAAAGAAACAAAAGUUAAAAAUAUAUGAUUGUGACCUAAGCGAUGCGGGUGUAUACGCGUGUGAAGUCGGUAGUGAUAGAUGCGUAGCGAAGCUUAUCGUUGACGAACCUUCUAUCGAUUUUACUAUACGUCUACCUGAAACUGUCCUCAUUCCAUUGGCCACAGAUGCGUAUUUGACGGUCGAAGUACCGGAUGAAAAAUAUGAUGUGGUGUGGUAUAAGAGAAAGACUGUCCUUGAAGAUACAGAUAAAUUCACGUUAAUAAGAGAUGGUAGGAAGCGAACACUUAUUAUUAGGAACUGCAUUGAAGAGGAUCAAAGUGAAUACUCUUGUGUCUUAUUUGAUGCAAAAUGUUCAACGAAACUGAAAGUAGAGGUUAUAGAAUUCCCGCCUAAAGUUAUUUCAUAUGAAAAAGAAUAUAAAGUUAAACGCGGCGGCGAUGUUACUAUCAAUAUUCAAUAUGAGGCAAACCCACCGCCGAAUGACGAGUGGAUCGUAAACGCUAAGAUCAUCAAAAGAUCUAAACAUACAAAACCUUCCAUCGAUUCACAAAAUGCGAGCCUUACCAUUAGGAAAAUUGAACAUUCCGACGCUGGUAUUUAUAAACUCAAACUUGAAAAUAACUGUGGAGUAUUAGAAAUUGAAACUAAAGUUAUAGUUAUGGAUAUUCCUUCAGCGCCCGGAGCGCCAAAAGUGCUCGACGUCGAUAACACGUUUGUGAAUAUUUACUGGAGUGAACCUACUGAUACUGGAUUUUCACAGAUAGAAUGUUAUAUUGUUGAAUAUCAAGAGAUAAAUACCUCAGAAUGGAUAUCCAUAGAAAGCGUAAGGAAGAACCAAUACUGCGUCGAAAAUUUGAAAACAAAAUCAUCGUAUAGAUUCCGCGUAUUCGCUGUAAACGAAGUGGGUGUAAGCGAAUCAUCUGAGGUCACUGAAUUUAUUCGAAUUGAGAAAGCUAGCGUUGGCCAAGCACCUAGUGUAGAGAAACCACUUAAAGAUAUUGUUGUUAACCCCGAUGAAAGCGUGGAGCUUUCAUGUAUAUUCGGUGGUGUUCCAGAACCUAAAGUUGUAUGGGUUAAGAAUGGGAAACAAUUGAAAACAGCUAAAGCGACAUAUGUUAAUCGAGUAGCAACAUUAGCCGUAACAGCUACCAAGACAUCUGAAGGUGAAUACAAGUGUAUCGCUACAAAUGAAUUCGGUGACGUUGAAACCUCGUGUAAUUUAGAGAUACAAUUGAAGCCUAUUAUAAGUGUGCCUGAAAAUGAAAUUGAUCAAAAGAAAAAGAUUGACAAGGAAUGGUCGGUAACGGCGAAUAUUGAAGGCAUUCCGCAACCAAACGUUGUUUGGUAUAAGAAUGGUACCAGACUUGAAAUAACCGAAGAAAUUGAAAUUAUUACGUCUGAAAGCACGAGUAUCAUCAGAAUAUCUAAGCUUAAACGAUCCCACAGUGGUAAAUAUACUAUAGAAGCAAGUAACAAAGCAGGAAAUUCUUCAUUGGACCUUCUUCUUAAAGUAUUCGAUAAGCCCAGUAAGCCCAAAGGGCCAGUAGUACUUCGAGAAAUUAGUAGAGAAUCAGUAACAAUAGAAUGGAAACCGCCGGUUGACGACGGGGGUAUCGAGCUGACCAAGUAUGCCAUAGAGAAGCAUGAUCCUGAAGUCAAUCAAUGGGUGAGAGUGGCCGAUGUAAAUAAGGACGUGGAAACAUAUUGCAUUCAAAGACUGAACGAAAAUUGUGAAUACAUGUUCCGCGUAAUGGCGCAGAAUCCCGUCGGUGUUUCGGAAGCUUUGGAGAGCGAACCGAUUGUUAUUAAGACUGCUUUAGACGUUCCAUCCCCACCCUUGGGUCCUUUGAGUAUAUACGGUAUUGACAACAAAUCUGUUACAAUAACAUGGAAUCCUUCUGAGAAAAACGGGGGUUCUGCUAUUUUGGAUUACUCCGUUGAAAUAAAGCAGGAUUCCAAACAAUGGACACAUGUAACUACCGUACCAGAGACAUUGGCUGAAAUAGACAAAUUAUCACCCAAUUCCACAUAUCAAUUCAGAAUAUGCGCUAGAAAUGAAAUUGGCACGAGCUUGCCAUACAUUUCCGACGAGAAGAUUACUAUUGGAAAAACAUUGUCUCCUCCCUCACGGCCUCAGAGGUUCAUAGUUAGGGAGAUAACAUCUAGAUCCGUGACACUGCAAUGGGCCGCACCGGAUAGUGACGGUGGAAGCCCUGUCACAAACUACAUCAUCGAGUACAAGACUGUGAAAGGAAAAUCGUGGUCGAAGGUGAUAACAGUUGGUGGGUCAGUGUUCGAGCACUGCAUAGAGAAUCUAAAGGACAAGGAGCAGAUCGUGUUCAGGAUAUCAGCUGAAAACGCGAUUGGCGUGAGCCUGCCAGCACAGUCGCAGCAUGUGCGCUUGGACAAACAUGCGACUGUACCGUCACCCCCCACCGCCCCGCUCGAAAUGCGUAUGGUCGGUAACAAUAUGGUGAUGACCUGCUGGGGAACACCCGAAUGGGAUGGAGGUGCUCCCCUCCUCGGUUACAAUAUAGCCAUACGUGACGUCACCAAGACCAUGUGGAUAGAAGUGGGCAAAGUGGACGCGAACAAUCUCAAGUUCAAUAUACGGGACCUAAACGAGAACCACACGUACAUGGUGCGGAUAUACGCGAGGAACGAGAUCGGACUCAGCGAGCCGCUCGAGUCCGACGAGCCGUUCAAAGUCCUGCCCAGCGAAGAUUCGCACAUGGACGAGGAGCCAGGGGAAAUGACGGAGGCCACGGAGCCGACGUCGUUCAGCCAGACCACGACCUCGUGGCUCCGGGAGCACAACAUGGACGCCGAGAUUCGCUCGUACGCGAGGGGCUCGCUCCUCCGCCGAGACGAAUACUUCUUCCGCAUAUGGUACUAUGCCAAACAGCUCUUCAAGUAACCGCCCCCCGCGUCCACGCAACUACCUGUGAUAUUUCGACACAACCCAUUCUAGUUCGCGAUAGUCGUAGUAUAGCGCUAAAGCGUACAUCCUUCAACGUCGUUGUUGAAGUAUUUAUUCUAGAUUAAGAUACUUAUUUUAUUUAUUUAUUUAUUGUUUAUUUAUUGUAAAUGAAACCUGACCGCCGUGUUUGUGUGUCGGUGGGAGACGUUAAUAUAGGUGCAAAAUUUUCAUUUCGAUAUACGAGACACAAACACAACUGGUCAGGUUUUAUAUUAUAUUACUCAAAUGUUCGAUAAUAAAUUGCUGUUAAUAAUAUUA